Molecule: messenger RNA, 561 nt
Organism: Trichomonas vaginalis G3
Lineage: Eukaryota; Parabasalia; Trichomonadida; Trichomonadidae
Exons: 1
Coding region: 1-561 (186 amino acids)
Source: RefSeq, a predicted model, not a curated record
AUGAAUUUGAGUUGGUCCAAGCACUCGGUCAUCCAACUUCAAAAUGAUGGAAGAACUAUAGACAUGGUCGAUUUAUCUGAAAUGACGCCAGAAAAUCAGCAAUUCAUACUGAAUACGCAAAAACAAAACCAAUAUUCACAAAGAAAAAGUGAUACACCGCAUGUAUGGAAAGAUACUGUUUAUAGAUCUGCAAAGCGUACAUAUCCGCAACCAUUCAGACAAUGUUUGGAACCCAAUCGACCAAAUCUACAGUUCAGCUUUGUACAAACAAAACCAUUAACAAAAACUAGUCAGCCAAUAAAAGCAAGAAGUGCUUCAAUAUCUACUAUAACGUCCUCGAGAUCAUUAUCAUCGUCUUUUUCUUUCACUCGAAAACCAAAUGUACGUCGUUGCUCUACAUGCAGACCAUUUGAGUAUGACAUGGCAUAUAUUCUCGAGCCGAAAAAUACAGAAAUAAGUGAAGCAUUGUCUUCUAGAAUUUUAAAUGAAGAAGAAAGAAAGAUGUUAACAAUUCCACCAUUAUCAUAUCUACCUCCUGAAAAUCUUUGCAAUACAUUUUAA